AUGAUAAACUGUGCUCUUUCGCACAAAGACAAGUCGCUCGCAUGGCACACAUCAGAAGUCGACAUUCACUUGACUCAGGUGGUUAGGCGGGCUGAUCUUUCAAAUGAACGGACCUCUCCAUUACCCUAUUUCUUUAUGGCGACGUUUGUUCUUGCCCUCUUCCUUUGCUCAUCCUCCUAUCAGCGCCUUGCCUUAACGAAUCGUCUGUAUGCGAAGCUUGUUCUUCCCAAUCGGAUCAUCUGUCGUUUUUACCCAAACUGUUCCCGACUUGGCUGUCCUUUUUAUCAUCCGUCCUUCCCAACACCUUUGUCAACUUCCGGUGCCACUACCGCUGCCUCUACACUCGCUUCUCCGCCAGCCAGUGGCACAAGUCAAUCGCAAACCACUGCUGUGGUUACAAGCCGCCUCAAAUGGGUGGCGCCUGGAAAGACUGGUUCUGUUCAGCUUUCCAAGGUUGUGGAUACUGGCCAGAAUGCUCUCCGUGUAGAACAAUAA
Molecule: messenger RNA, 495 nt
Organism: Protopolystoma xenopodis
Lineage: Eukaryota; Metazoa; Platyhelminthes; Monogenea; Polystomatidea; Polystomatidae
Source: the annotation of a GenBank genome assembly